This is a messenger RNA of Salarias fasciatus (jewelled blenny), 3357 nucleotides long. RefSeq names its product phosphatase and actin regulator 2 (gene phactr2). The transcript is spliced from 13 exons. Gene Ontology annotation, biological process: actin cytoskeleton organization. The record is from RefSeq and is a predicted model, not a curated record. Gene Ontology annotation, molecular function: actin binding. Bases 197 to 2110 code for a protein of 637 amino acids. NCBI's taxonomy places the organism in Eukaryota, Metazoa, Chordata, Actinopteri, Blenniiformes, Blenniidae.
AGUAGGGACCCAGUCAGUCAGUCAGAGUGAGUGAAGCAAGUUUCCAGCGACUCAGCCAUCACGGCCUGAAACUUCUUCCCCCCUCACUGAGAUGCACGCGCCGCGCGGCAGAGGACGGGGUUUAUGCCGGGAUAGAAGGCCGUGGUAGCGGGUCGGCGGCGGGGUCGGGGGGGGGGACCCGGUGCCCGCGCUGAAUAUGGGUCAGACCGCCGUGUCCGCCGUGUCCCAGUCUGCGAGCGUUGAUGGGCUGGAGAAGUCGUCCUCUCUGGCCAGCUGCGACGUGGCGGUGGAGAGCGCCACCAACGCCCAGAACGCCCCGGCUUCACGGCAGCAGCGAGGCAAGCUGUCAACCCUGGGAAAACUCUUCAAACCCUGGAAGUGGAGGAAGAAGAAGACCAGCGACAAGUUCCAGGAUCUCUCCAAAGUUCUCGAGAGAAAAAUUUCCACCAGACAAACUAGAGAGGAGCUGAUCAGAAAAGGAGUUCUCAUCCCUGAGCAAGAUGAACCGAUCAGCAGCGAAAACCUCAACGGCCACGCCACGUCCAGUCUGGCGUCAGAGGAGGUCAAAGUUGACAUUGAGACUCCAGAAACGACCCGGGAGGAGCAGGCAACCGCGCCAGUCAGCACCGAGGAUCAGCCAGAGAGGCGUGAUACUAAACCCGCCGCCCGUACAAACCAGGUGCGACCUCGGGAAGGUCAGGCUAAAAAGCUGCAAAGCUCCACUCUUCCCGCCUCUUCCAAAGCCGCCGGUGGCGCCGCGGCCGCACCGAGGCACAAAGAUGGCGCCUCGGGGACUAAAAAGACAGCUAAAACUACGCCCAAAACAGGCUCGUCGUCGCAGCCUAAAGCUAACCCCCGGAGUACUAACAGCACUAGCCGCGGGACGGCCAAAUCUUCCCAUCCAAAGAAGCCAGGAUCCACGGCAAAAAGCACUACCACCUCCACACUCCGAUCCCGCACGUCGAAGGAUGCCGGCGCCGCGGCGUCGGCCGACCGGACGGACGUGAGAACCAACCGCAAGUCGGACACGUCCACCCCGUCCACCGUACCUCAGAAAGCCUCCGCGGAGACUCCCGGCCAGUCCGGGGAGGUGAACUCUCGUCCCCCGGCCUCGGAGACCAAGGCCCUCUCAUCUAAAGCUUCAGGCAGUGAGACUGAGGGAAGUCGGGCUGCUUCCCAGCCUGCCCUGCGGCCUAAAUCUGCUCCCAGCGCUUCGCCUGCAGGAGACGACGCCCACAAAGACGGAGUUCCUGAAACUACAGUCCGGUCACCGUGCGUCAACGCUGCCACAGAGGACACGUCGUUCACAGAGGGGCAGACGAACGCCAGCUCACAUGAAGAGAAACGGGGGAAGACGGAGGAAGAGGGAGGAGGAGAUGGAAAGAAGACCAGAGAAACGGAGUGCAGUGCGGAGAACAGCUCCAGGUCGGCAGAGAGCCAGGCGGAGAAACCGCCGGGUCUGAGUGUUAAAACCGAGCAGGCCGAGGUCACCGUCAUUCCCGAUCGGCCCAGAGACAGCCAGACGAGCGACUCGGACUCUGACGGACCCAUCCUGUACCGGGAUGAGGAGGAAGAGGAGGAGGAGGAAGACGAGUACAUAAACAGUUCUCUGGCCAGCAAGAUCCGCCGACGAGACACCUUGAACAUUAAACUGGGGAACCGGCCGAGCAAGAAAGAGCUGGAGGAGAAAAACAUUCUUCCCCGGAGCUCGGAGACGGAAAGGCAUGAGCUGCGCCAGCAGAUCGGCUGCAAGCUCGUCAGACGUCUGAGCCAAAGGCCCACCACGGAGGAGCUGGAGCAGAGAAACAUCCUCAAGCAGAAAAAUGAAGCCGAGGAGCAAGAAGCCAAGCAGGAGAUUAAAAGGAGGCUUUCCAGGAAGCUGAGUGUGAGGCCCACAGUGGCAGAGCUGGUGGCCCGGAGGAUCCUGCGCUUUAACGAAUAUGUGGAGGUAACAGACGCCAAGGAUUACGACCGGCGGGCGGACAAACCCUGGACUCGACUCACUCCUGCUGACAAGGCUGCUAUCCGUAAGGAGCUGAACGAGUUUAAGAGCCGAGAGAUGGAGGUUCAUGAAGACAGUAAACAGUUCACCAGGUUCCAUCGACCCUGAGUGCUCCGGCUGCCGCCAUCAGUCUCCACGGCGCCCAGCAGUCUCCUCCGACCCUCCAGACCGUCAGUCCGCCCGCCCUCUUCCACGGCAUUUUGGUUUGGACUAGCAGGAAAAGCGUUGUGAACGACUUGACGCGAGUUCGCAUUCCUUCCACAUGAGCCGGUCGCAGGAUUUCGGCUGUCUCGUUGCCUGGACUGUUGAGGGGGCUGAGCCACCGUUGGUGACGUCUGUGCUUUUCCUGCUACGGCAUGUCAAAAUGUUCACUGCGAAGAUGGUCUGCUCCUCUUAACGACGCGUAUUUAUAUCUCUAAAGACAGCUACAGGUGUGUCUUAAGGCCGUGGCCGCCCGGGGCACCAGUGAAACAUUUGCACAUAUCUAUAGAUAGUAGAGACAGAACAGUAGUGUGUAUAGUGCUCAAACUAGAACCAUUUAUUUAUUAUAGAGAGUUAGAAACAGCUGGUAUACAGUGUUGUUCUUGUUUUUUUUUUUUUUUUGUUUUGUUUGCUUCAGACCUAAUGAGUGGCUUCAGGGAGGAACGAAUUUUCCGCAAUCACAGAGAAUGUGGCACAAGUGUACCGUACAGUCGUGUGCUUGCCGAGCUGUGCCUUGCCGCAGACUGACAGCUGGCCAUAUUUGGGCGUCCUCCUCAGGCAGGAAGUGGGAGAAGUGGACGGGUUCGGGCUGAUGUCAGUGCCUCUGUCACACAUGAGGAAAGGAGGAGAGGCCGUUCGCUCUGAUGUGCCUCACAGACGCCAAUCAAAAAAAACAGAAAAAAAAAGAAAAGAAAAAACACUGCCUUUCAAUCCUUAAGUUCAAGUUUUAUUGCCACUAGAGGGCAUUAUAUUAUCAGAGUUACAAAAGGGGCCGAUGAUGGUGUGUAUUUAGAGAAGUGUGAUACUCAUGAAGCUGAGGGAGGGAGGGACCCAUGAGGCUGUUACACUGAAGUGCAAUGAAAAUCCCCCCAUUUUAUCAGAACUGUUCCAUCAGCGCGCCUUCUGAGGAGACGUGACAAUCAUGUGCCGUCGCAUGGUCUGCUUGACCAUUAAGAGCAGAUUUCAGAUCACACUUUUUGGUUUGUUCAUUUCAGGGUUUUUGGCAUGAGCUCCUGUUUGCACGCCGCCAAAAUAAAAGCAGGGAUUUGAUUGUAUGUUGAUUUUCUCAGCUGGGUGGACAUCAUGUGAAGGUUUCAGGAGUAGGGAACAGGCAGUCGACUGCCCCCCCCCCCCAAAAAAAAAAAAAAAAAAGA